Molecule: messenger RNA, 8380 nt
Organism: Parnassius mnemosyne (clouded apollo)
Lineage: Eukaryota; Metazoa; Arthropoda; Insecta; Lepidoptera; Papilionidae
Source: the annotation of a GenBank genome assembly
AUUGACCAAUUAAUUUUGAUUCAACGAGGUCUUUAAUUUAUCGCGUUCGGGAAAUGUCACCAUGAAGUUUCACUUGGUCUAUAGAAAUAAUGAGCGCAACAAUCCGGUUCUAGGCAACAGAGAGCCGAUAAUCGAAUCUAUAGACCAAGAAAUUUCAGACCAGACAUCGCAGCCCACUGAGGUAUAUUUAGGAGCACCUCGCUUCCUCGAAACUACGAAUUUAACCGAACGAGAAACCCAUAAGUCUUCAACAUCUCCCUGUGCAAUACAGUUCCAACCCUGUUCAAUUAAACUUUACUAUGAAUAUUUGCACGGGAACAUAUCCACCUUACCCAAUUCUUAUCAUAAUUCAUUUGAAGACUAUACCAUUACUAACGCAAACUCAGAGUCCAGAUUUAAAUUACCAAUAUCUGAACAGUAUGAUCCGGAAGGUAAAAUAUUUGAUGGAAGGCAAACGGAAGAAAGAAUCAUUAAGAAAAUAAUGGAAAUGAAAAUUAAAAGAAAUUUAGUAGAAAACAAGAAAAAAAGUAAGAACAAUGAGUCACAAUUAAAAAUCAAAACUGAGACAAUUUCUUUUAACUCAGAAAGUAAUAAGUACGAGAGCAAAGAUUUUAGUAAAGUAUUUAUUAACACAGACAGCAUCAAAUCAACCGCAAAUAGUAUAGUCAAUGAAAGUAUAGACAAAGCUAUAACAGUUGCCCAAGAAAUAUUUAAAGAGAUCGACACUGAGUCUAUCGAACACUGUACUCCGCCAUCACAAUUAUUUUUUUUACAAGACAAUAUUUUGAGUAACAAACUAUUAGGAGAGGAAGCAGAUAUCUUGCCUAAGUCUGUUAAGGAAUCCGUACAACUUUACGAAAGAAUUGGCAAAGAUUCUCGAAUGGAUAAUCUACAAAAAGAAAAUAAAUUGGAAGAUGAAAGGAAGUUGUAUUUAAUUCAGGAAAUUGAAGAAAGUAUUGAAGUUGGCUCGGUCAGAAGAAAAUCUGUUAUAUUCGAAAAUGAAGCGGAGAAGCUCUUUCGACCUCAUCAAACAGAAGAUUAUUCUAAUGAUGAAACAGUUUAUAAGGAUAACUGUCAUUUACAAAAUAAAACGAUCAAUAUUCAAGCCAAAACAGAGCUUGAAGACAAAAUGAAAUCAACGAGAAUAUUAGCACAAACAAAAGCAUUCAAAGUCGGUUCGCAAAUGAUCCUACACAUUAUUAAGAUUACAGAAUCAUCAAAUGUCUAUAGCUCUUUAUUAAAAAUAUUAUAUUUUUAUUUCUUAAAUUUAAUAAUAGCUUUUUAUAGGUUUAUUCUCAUGCAACCAUCAUUAAAGUCGAAUAAUUAUUUAAAAAACCACACAUAUUAUGCAAAAAAUCUGAAUUUGGGAGACCGUAAGCGCAAUGAAACGGAAUUAAAUAUUCUGGAUCAACACUUUGAUGAGAAACAUUUGACUUCAGCUUAUAGGGAUAAUGACGAGGCUUUAAUUUUAAGAAAAAAGAAGUUAUCAGGUUCUGAAAUGGCUCAAAUGUCGUUAAGAAAGCCAGAAGAACUAACUCAAAUAAUGGAUGCUGUAAUAUCAGAAUUUCAUACAAAGCUAAAUAUUGGAGGUUCUCAGUAUACUGUGCGACUUUGUAAUAAAAUGUCAGAAAAUAGCAGUAAUAUCGAGGAAGUAGAGAUUAAAGAAUCCGAUACCCUCGAAUGGCUUACAAAAAUGGAUAGUGAAGAAAAGGAACGAAUAAGAAAAGAGAUUAAGCUUGCAACUAUAGAGGCUGCAAGAAGAGUAUCGGAAAGUCGUAAAACAUUUGAACAAUAUGCAAAGUCUCAUCAUGAUUCCCAGAAAUAUAAAUCUGAUUCCACGGAUAGUUUGACAUAUAUCGCCAUAGUAGAGUCGCACGUAUAUACUAAUACAAAUUUAAUAUUUGAUAAAUACUUUUCAAGUUCAAACGUAGAAACCACUCAGAAUUCGGAAUUCACAAGUUCCAAUAACGUAGGAUCAGCUACCUCAGAAUAUUUUAAGGAAAAGACUUAUAAUUUAUCAUCCAAUACAAAAGACGAUUUUAGAGGCGAAGAAAAUGAUUUGGCUCUUGCAGCAGAAAAGUCAAAAAGUAUGGAUAUAAAAUCCUCAAUGGUCUUACCAGAUACUGAAGAAAUGAAAGGCUAUAUAAUAAGGACUGAUUACGUAGCUACUGUUAAUGUUGAACACAAGUCUUUGCCAAUAGUUUCAGACGAAAAGGAAUAUGAAAGUAUUAUGUCAGAAAUUCAUCAAUCCAUAGAUGAAGGAAUUGAAGUACAAGCUGUUGCAAAAACAGCUACUAUACAAAUAGCCUCUACCUCGGAAAAUUCUGAAACAAAAGAAAGUCAUAACAGUUUGAUUAAACAGGAGGCUCAUGAACGGACCUUAGAAUUGCAUGAAGAAAAAUCAACUGGAACCAUUGAAUCAAGAGAUAUGAAUAAGAACGUUCUUCAAACGAAAGAAUCUCUAGAGAUGAGUGAAUUACAAGCAUCCAAAAUUAUGUGUCAAAGCACUGCAACACAAAUUAAUACACAAAUAGAAACGACUUCGGAGAACAAAAGUGAAUACAUAAAUGUAAAGGAAAAUGUAGCUGUUCCAGUUAUAGAAGUUAAAGAACUUAAUAAAGUUCAAGCGUUGAAUAGAGCAACCGCUAGACAAAUAAGUGCAAUUUUUGAAGAUAUACAAAAUAGUCGAAUUACCAAUGUCACAGAAGAGGUGCCAUGUUUUAGUCUAGGAACAGAAGAGCUAAGCAUAGCACAAGCUCUUUGUAAAGAAACUGUAAUUCAUGUACCUACUUGUAGUGGAACUGAACAAUUAGAUGAAACUACAAUGUCAGUUUAUUUUGAAGAAAAUGAUUAUUUUUCAAUUAACAAAUCUGAUGAAGAAGUAGCUAUCAUAUGUUUUCAAGCACAAGAGCUUUUAAGGGUUAACCCAGUUUGUACGCCCGUAGCUUUGCAAAUUACCAUAUACUUUGAUGAAGUGGAAUCUAUCAAAUUAGAUAGAUUUGAAAUAGAGAAAGCCAGCAUCUCUGAAGAAGUUAGAGAAUUUUUUAAGACUUACUGUAUAGUUUAUGCAACGACUCAAGACAUAAGAACAUACACAGAAGAAAACCUUUCAUUUAAAACAGAUGAUACCAAAUAUGUAUUGGCUUCUAUAAAUUAUGAACCGCAAGUUUUAGUUACAGUCAGUUCAGUUGCUACUCCACUUAUAACGCAACUAAGCAUUAACUACAUCGAUGCAGAAUUCAUGAAAAGCGAACGUUUUCAGGAAGAGAACGCAAAAUGUAGUGUAGAAACCAGAGAAUCACCAUCAGUACUUUCAAUGUGUUAUGCUGCCGGAAAUUUAUUAAAAUUUGAUGCAGAAGAAAGUUAUGACUUUGAAGUGGAUGAGGUUAAAAAGGAAUUUAGUUCUAUAUGUAUUGAACCACAAGUAUUAUUGAAAGCUUUUCCAAUGGGUGCGUCUUUAAUAAGACAAACUAGUACAAUAUUUAAUGAAGCUCAAUGUAUAGAGAGUGAAAUAAUACAAGAAAAGAAAGCAGACUCGUGCAUCGUGAAAGAAAUAUUUAUGACGGCAAGAUGUACAUGCACUGCCACCGUUCAAACAAUUAUUACUAAUUUAAUAGAAAUUAAUUCAUAUGAAGUUGAACAAACUAAAGAAGAACAAGCUUUUGGUGGUAUAGAACCAAAUAUAUUUGAAAUAGCGCUAUCAGUAGGUACAGCAACAGCAAUGCAAAUAAAUGUUAUUUACGUCGAAGCUGCUUUUAAAGAACCUGAUACAUUUGAGGAAGAAGUUGCCUUAUCUAGUUUAGAAAGCAAAGAAUUUGUAAGAACAUACCCAAUGUGCCAAGCUGUCGCGGCACAAAUGACAACAAUUUUUGAAGAAACUGAAACUAUGUCGCUUAAUUAUGAUGUAACGGAAGAAUUUGCAAAAAUAGUUGAUGUCCCUUAUUAUCUUAUCUCUACAUUGUCCAUUAGUUUAGCAUCCGCAAACCAAAUCAUAUUCGAUUCUGAAAUGAUGAAAAAUUUUGAAUGUUCUGAUGUAAGAGAAGAGCAAAUUGCAAUUUCUAUCCAAGAACACGAGCUAAAAAAAGCUGUUGCUGUUCUAAUAGCUCUAGCGAAUAAUGAAUACACUGAUUUAUAUUCAGUACAAGAUGAUAGUUCAAUUAAUUUUUACUGUGACAAACAAUUAGCUCUCAUAUCGGAACCAACUUUUUUAAAUUUCGCAUUGUCUUUUAAUAAUGCUACUGUUCAACAAGCAAGUUUCACGUAUGAGGAUUAUGAAACACAAGUAAUUGAAUAUCCUGUUAAAUAUGAACACGUGAAAAUGACGAAAGAGACCAAAAGUUUGACUAUUGCGGAAACUAUGAACAAAGCUGUUGUAAUAAAUAAUGAUGGUAUCAAUUUAUUUUCUGUAACAAAUAAAGACGACAUUCUUAAGCAAUCUGCAGCAGCGCAUUUACAAUCUUCCAGCUACAGUGAAUUAUCAACAGACGAAAUUUUAAGCAAUGAUGUUAUUAAAAAAACAAAUGUUGAGUUAAAUGCAGCAGAAAGAGCAAUUGUUUCUGAAAACCAAAGAAUUAUAGAAAAAGAAAAAGAUGAUAACAAAGAAGCAUUUAGUGAAAAAGAGUCAAAUUUAAAUGUUUCAGUUAUACAAAAAGUUGAAACAGAAGCGUCUCAAAAAUAUCAGCAACUGUCUUGUGAACUUUCUUUGUCUAAGAAUGUCAGAGAAUCUGCUUCUGAAAGAGUCAAAGGGGUUAUACUCAUGGCUGGAACUGAAGAUAUUAAAUCUAAUGAUUUCCGAACAGAUUUAUUACAAACUACUAUGCAUAAAUUGGAAAAUGGUACUGGCAUUGUGAUACAAGAUAUAACUCAAAUAGGCGACAGUUUUGAUGAGUCUGUUGAAAUACAAUUAAACAAGGAUAUAUCAACAUCUGAGUUACAAGAAAAAUUAGAUAAACUUGAGGCACAAACAACAAAGAUCUACGAUAUAUCUGAGGAAUUACAAGACGUGACAUCUACCAAAAAUUUGUCUGCGCUUAGAAAAGCUAAAACGGCUACAGACGAAUCAGAGGCACUAAAAAUUAUAAAAAAAGAAGAACGUGAACUAGUGUACCCUGUAUUGGAAAGGUAUGAGGAGGAAGAUUUAACUUGCAGUAAACUAAUAAAUACAGCAGCAUUCUCCGAUUCGGUUUCUAAAGUUGUAAAUCAGACAAAAAAUAGUCUGUCUCUGACUUCAGGACGAAACCGUAACGAUCAUAGUUUUGCUUUAAAGGAAACUGGUGAACAAUUGUUACUAGCAAAUACAUUGAAAUCCCAUGCACUCAGAAGUUCCAGUGAAUCAGAAUCCACUGUACAUGGAUUAAAAAACAUAGAGCUAAACGUAUCAGAGUCUCUUAUAAAUCAAUCAUCGAAUGGAGACAACGUGUAUAAUAAAUCACUCAAAAAAAGUUCCGUUUCACAAGCAACUUCAGAAUCAUCGAUAUUAUCAUAUUCCAAUUCUCAAAAGUUAACAAAAUCGGCUAAAAGUAGCAAAUUGGUUCUUAAAACAGACUUAAACCAAGAAAAAUUUGCAGAAACUCAAAAUUGCGUCAAAAAUGUUGUACACUUUACCGAUAUUCAAUCUCCCACGACGCCUCCUACACCAUUAACAGAUGAAUACAUUUUUAGACUUGUAGUUCCACUACCUAAAAGCAGAGGAACUACUCCUGUUCCAAGAGAUCCAAGCCCUGAAAUUUUUGAAUGCGUACAUGUGAAAGGUUCACAUAAAGAAACGAUAAAUCUAAUAUCAAAAGUAGAAACUGAAAUAAGUGAAGGAGUUUCGUAUAACCCGUCUUUGUCAAAUCUGCCUACAAGCCCUCCCGCCUCUUCAGUAUACACUAAGCCAGGCUUAAAUGGUGGCUCAAAACGACUACCACGAUAUAUCAAGCUAGGGCUAAGAGGCGGAUCAGACAGACCACCAAUAACAAAGGAAGACAUAUUGGAGGUGCAAAGAAAAUCGUCAAUUCUCACUUCAGCCAUUACCGAAACACUUAAAAGUAUUGAAGAAUAUAAAAGAGAGUUUGGCAUUUUAAAAAAGCAAGGCACAGAAGAACAACGCCUGCCUAAUACUAGAAUAGAAUCAGAAGGAACUAUGAGCAAUAUAAAUAAAGGUGAAAUGGAAACAUUUGUGAGGGAUACAAAUAUACAUCAAAAUAAAAGCAAUGCAGAUAUACGUGAUCUUGCUAUUGAAAAGGAAGAGAUAGAAAGAGACAAUUUAAUUAUAGAAACUGACAAAACGAUAGCUGUUUCUGUAGAAUUAUUCAAGAGUGAAACAGAGGUUAAAGAUAGUGACAAAAAGCAUGAUAACUAUGCAAAAAAGGGUGAAGACAUCAUUUUGGAAGACGGUUACAGUUACAUGCAAAUAGUAGAAGAAAACCAAAUUGAAACUAAUAUGAUAAGUAAAAAUGAAACCAAUAACGAAAUCAAAACUAUAAAUAGCGCUGCUGAUUUGGCUCAGUCCGAUUUUGAUAUGACAGACGAAUGUAAUUCUUCAAAAGAAUUUGUUGUUGCUGAAGGUAUAAUUGAAUACCCCACUGAAGUAACUUCUCUAAAGGUUGUAUCUAAUAAUGAAGCCCACAACAAAGAAGACAAAGAGAUUAUAAAAGAAAAUAUAAAUGAAAAUAGCGUAGGUUUUAUAAACGUUAAAAUUGAUACAGAUCAUUCGAUGUUUGAUGCAAAAAAAAUGGAGCAAAGUGAAGAUGAGGUUUAUAAAACGCCUGAUGAGAAACCUAUGACUAUCCAAGAGUAUAUUCUUAAUGAGAUACAAUCAGAUGAUAUCGCAGCUGAUCAGGAAGUUGCUGAUGUUACAGAGAAGACUAUAGAUACUGACAGAAGUAUAUCUGUAGAGACAAGUCCUGCGAUAGCACCAAAGGAAAAUCUGCUUAAGGAGGAACACGUGAUUAGCCUCACUAGAGUUCUCUCAGCGCACAUGCUCCGAGAAGAGUUAAGCCCAGACUGUUACAAAACGAAGACCAGCCACGAAUCUCAGCAGGAAUUAGCCAACAAUGAACAUAUUGAAAAGGAGCAGGAAACAAUCAAAGAAGAGAAGAACGAAAUAAAAUGGACGACAUUCCUGCAGAAAUCACAUCCGGUUCCGGUUCAAACAUUAGGACACUUCACUGAUUUGCAAAACAAAUUCGAAAUUCAAAACUUCAAUAGCAGUCCGUUGCCUUGGCAAGAGAGAGCACUGGCAGAUUCUCUAGGUGCACGAGGAAGGGACUUACAAAUUGAGGAGCCUAUUUUAAUUCCUGAAGAGGAGCCAGAGUACCUCAUAGCAGUACCCUCAGGAUUUUGUAGUACAAGUGAUCCGGAAGAUGCAGAUUUGCCUCUAACAUCUCCAUUGCAACAUGAAAUACCAAGAAUCGAGGUUAUAGAACAUGAUAAUGAAGCAGAAAAUUACAACCAAGAAGAGAAGAUUAAAGUAGAAGAAAUUAUUAAAGACGCACUGAAAAUUGUAGACAGGUUGGAAAGAGAAGCAGAGAAUAAUGAACUAGUCCAGACCUUGCUGACGAACAUUAAGAGUAUAGCCGACUCCGCAGCACCGAUUGAGGAGCAAUUGAGGCAAAUGAAGAGUCAGCUGGAGACUUUGGCGCAAGUCCCAAACAUUAUCAGGGAAACCUGGGAUAACAUAAGUGAGCGGCUGAACCAAAUAGGCCACCAGAAAAAAGAAGAAACUAUACCACAUUCGGAAUACAUUGAGCAACACCUAGAUAGCCCAGCGCAAAACCAGGAUAAAAGUGAAGGAGUUGAAGUCAGUACAGAAGAAAGAAUAGAACCACAGAUUAAAGAGACCGAGGUAACGACUAAAAUAGUUGCGGAAACAAUGCCGGCAGAGACGAGUGCGACGCUAACAGUGACUGAUGAUUCCGAAAAGAAGAAUACCGUCGAACAGUGGAACAAGGUUUGGCCUUGGACUCCCUCUGUUUGUAGGAAAUAUAGAGAAUCGAACUGUCAUCUUGUGGACUUUCAUAACGUGCAAGAGAAUGUAGUUCCUUCUUAUAACAAAAUGAUUAAAGAUAAACUUCCUGAAGUACGAGAAACCUCCCGCUCCACUGGACCACCUCCAACACUCAGAAGUGUACAAGCUGAUCCACGACAUGGAGCAAGCGCCGCCGAGGCGUGUUGAGCUGCUCAGGACAGCAAUAUCCGAGGCUGAUUACAGAGAGAAAUGUCGUUCUAUGUCACCACAUCCGGCAGAAUCUCAUAAGGAAUCAACGUCCACCAUCUCUCAACAAUUUCAUCCGUGAAUUGGGUAUAUAUAGUUUUAAAGUUUUCUGUAAUUAUUUUGAUAAACUGUUAAUUUCUUUAUUCAACUUAUUGCCUUUGUAAAAAUAUAUUUAUUUCUUCA